Messenger RNA from Nestor notabilis (Kea), 2295 nucleotides. RefSeq names its product ATPase, H+ transporting, lysosomal V0 subunit a1 (gene ATP6V0A1). Gene Ontology annotation, molecular function: proton-transporting ATPase activity, rotational mechanism; ATPase binding. Gene Ontology annotation, biological process: vacuolar acidification; proton transmembrane transport. The record is from RefSeq and is a predicted model, not a curated record. The coding region runs from base 46 to 2295 and encodes 749 amino acids. The transcript is spliced from 18 exons. Gene Ontology annotation, cellular component: plasma membrane; vacuolar proton-transporting V-type ATPase complex; vacuolar proton-transporting V-type ATPase, V0 domain. NCBI's taxonomy places the organism in Eukaryota, Metazoa, Chordata, Aves, Psittaciformes, Psittacidae.
GUGUUCCAGCGCAAGUUCGUCAAUGAAGUGAGGCGCUGCGAAGAGAUGGACCGAAAGCUCCGGUUUGUGGAGAAGGAGAUUAAAAAAGCAAAUAUUCCUAUCAUGGAUACUGGUGAAAACCCAGAGGUGCCUUUUCCACGUGACAUGAUCGACCUGGAGGCAAACUUUGAGAAAAUUGAAAAUGAGCUUAAGGAAAUCAACACGAACCAGGAAGCGCUGAAGAGAAACUUCCUGGAGCUGACAGAGUUAAAAUUCAUCCUGCGUAAAACUCAGCAGUUCUUUGAUGAGGCUGAAUUGCAUCAUCAGCAGAUGGCGGAUCCAGACCUGUUGGAGGAAUCCUCUUCACUCCUGGAACCAAGCGAGAUGGGAAGAGGUGCCCCGCUACGACUCGGGUUUGUGGCCGGGGUGAUCAACCGGGAGCGGAUCCCCAUGUUCGAGCGCAUGUUGUGGCGAGUGUGCCGAGGGAACGUGUUCCUGCGCCAGGCAGAGAUUGAAAACCCCCUGGAGGAUCCUGUGACGGGGGAUUAUGUGCAUAAGUCUGUGUUUAUCAUCUUCUUCCAAGGCGACCAGCUGAAGAACAGAGUCAAGAAGAUCUGUGAAGGAUUCCGUGCCUCCCUCUACCCAUGCCCAGAAACACCCCAGGAGCGGAAGGAAAUGGCUUCUGGUGUCAAUACCAGAAUUGAUGAUCUUCAGAUGGUGCUGAACCAAACAGAGGAUCAUCGGCAGCGGGUCCUGCAGGCAGCUGCCAAGAACAUCCGCGUGUGGUUCAUCAAAGUGCGCAAGAUGAAGGCCAUCUACCACACCCUGAACCUCUGCAACAUCGAUGUCACGCAGAAGUGCCUCAUUGCUGAAGUCUGGUGUCCUGUGGCUGACCUCGACUCCAUCCAGUUUGCGCUCAGGAGAGGCACUGAGCACAGCGGAUCCACUGUCCCAUCUAUUUUAAACAGGAUGCAAACCAAUCAGACCCCACCAACAUACAACAAAACUAACAAGUUUACUUCUGGCUUUCAAAACAUUGUUGAUGCUUACGGCAUUGGGACGUAUCGGGAAAUAAAUCCAGCACCAUAUACAAUCAUUACAUUCCCCUUUCUGUUUGCUGUGAUGUUUGGAGAUUUUGGCCAUGGAAUCCUGAUGACUCUCAUUGCUGUUUGGAUGGUGCUUCGGGAAAGUCGGAUUCUGUCACAGAAGAGUGACAAUGAGAUGUUCAACAUGGUUUUUAGUGGCCGAUACAUCAUCCUGCUGAUGGGACUGUUCUCCACCUACACCGGCCUCAUCUACAACGACUGUUUCUCCAAGUCCCUGAAUUUCUUUGGCUCAUCAUGGAGUGUCCGGCCCAUGUUCUCGAAAGGCAACUGGUCAGAUGCCUUGCUUGAGACCACUCCUCUGCUGCAGCUGAACCCCGCCAUUCCCGGGGUGUUCGGUGGCCCCUACCCCUUCGGCAUCGACCCGAUUUGGAAUAUUGCCAGCAACAAGCUGGCCUUCCUCAACUCCUUUAAGAUGAAAAUGUCUGUGAUUCUUGGCAUUAUCCACAUGCUCUUCGGUGUCACCUUGAGUCUUCUCAACCACAUCUACUUUAAGAAGCCACUGAACAUCUACCUGGGAUUUAUUCCAGAGAUGAUUUUCAUGUCAUCACUCUUUGGAUACCUCGUUAUUCUCAUUUUCUACAAAUGGACAGCCUACGAUGCUCACACGUCCAAGGAUGCACCCAGCCUGUUAAUACACUUCAUCAACAUGUUUCUCUUCUCCUAUAGUGACACCAGUAAUAAGAUGCUUUAUAAAGGGCAGCAAGGCCUCCAGUGUUUCCUCGUGGUGGUGGCGUUACUGUGCGUGCCCUGGAUGCUGGUAGCUAAACCCCUGGUCCUUCGCCAUCAGUAUUUAAGGAGAAAGCACUUGGGAACACACAACUUCGGUGGGAUCCGGGUGGGCAAUGGCCCGACUGAGGAGGAUGCUGAGAUCAUUCAACAUGACCAGUUAUCUACCCAUUCCGAGGAGGGGGAGGAGUUUGACUUCGGGGACACCGUGGUGUACCAGGCCAUCCACACCAUCGAGUACUGCCUGGGGUGCAUUUCGAACACCGCGUCCUACCUGAGGCUCUGGGCUCUCAGCUUAGCCCAUGCACAGCUCUCGGAGGUGCUCUGGACCAUGGUGAUCCACAUUGGCCUCAGCGUGAGGAGCCUGGGUGGAGGCUUGGGCCUCUUCUUCAUCUUUGCUGCUUUCGCCACCCUGACGGUGGCGAUUCUCCUGGUCAUGGAGGGGCUCUCUGCUUUCCUCCAUGCUCUUCGCUUGCACUGGUGA